AUGAGUGCGACAUUUGAUAAGGAUUAUGUUGACGGUAGAAUUGUGUAUGCAACAAUUCCGGAGGAUAUUAAUAUGCGAAACGGGAAUUAUGACAAGAAAUUGUAUGUUGAAAAUAGAACUGGAGAUGGUGGACGCAAAUUUAUUUGUCGUAAGUUAGACCACUGGUCCUGGGAGUUUGACCAAAAAUUGGUCAAUUUUUGGUCAAAAAAAUUUUGAACAAAAAUUGACCAAAAAUGCACCAAAAAAAUUUUCACCAUUUUUUGGUCAAUUUUUCAACUUUUUCCCACCAAUUUUUCACCAUUUUUUGAUCAUUUUUCCCAACUUUUUUCAAAUCAAAAACACAUUUUUUCACAAAAAUUUAUUGAAAAGAACAAAAAAGAAACAAAAAAUGGUUCUAACUGUUAGGAAUCUGCUUAUAUUAUGAACUUUAAUUUUCAUUGAAAAACAUUUUUAGCUAAUUAGAGAAAAGAGUUGGAGGCUUGUGCUCGGAAGAAUGUAAAUUUUGCCCUAAGAAAGUCAAUUUUAGAGCAAUCGCAGACUCCUAACAGUUUGUGAACCUUACAAACAAUAAAAAUUGCAUCAGUUUCGACUAAUACUUCUGCUUUCUCUGCACCAGCAGAAAGAGCAGUGUCAACUUGUUCCUUGAUUUGCUCACGUCCUUUUUCUGACAAUUUAUCCGGAUUACCAUAUUGUUCCUCGUCGAUUGAAUCGUUGUUGGCAUCACCUUCUUCUACGGUUGGCAAUUAG
This is a messenger RNA of Caenorhabditis angaria, 747 nucleotides long. Lineage: Eukaryota; Metazoa; Nematoda; Chromadorea; Rhabditida; Rhabditidae. The record is from the annotation of a GenBank genome assembly.